Cuscuta epithymum is the source of this 6346-nucleotide messenger RNA. Lineage: Eukaryota; Viridiplantae; Streptophyta; Magnoliopsida; Solanales; Convolvulaceae. The record is from the annotation of a GenBank genome assembly.
GGCUACCCAAAUCUUUGUACGAGUAUCUGUUUUUGUUGUCUUCUGUAUUUAUACGUAUAAUAUAUAUACGUGUUCUCUCUCUUGUACUGAAAAGUUCGUUCUCGAUUUCGAAGAUCGGGAAAUUGAAGUGUAACAGUUGGGGUUGAGUGUUGUCUAGGGUUUCUUGACCAUUGGAAGAUAGGGUUUUGUUUCUCAGGCGCGGGCUCUUGAUUUUUUAGCUAUUAAGUACUGGUGGUGAGGAAGGAUUGGUGGGGCUUCUAGGGUUCCUGCCGAGGAGUUGGUGAAUUGAUGAUUGAGGGGGAGUUGGUGAGAGGAGGCAGUGGAGAGAAAAUUGGGAAAAAUGCGACGGAUUUUUUAUUAUGUAUGGGAGGGAGCUGCAGGGAGGUGAGCUUUGUGAACGGGGUUGGUUCAGUCAGCACAUGCCGGCAACUGUAAGGAGGAUAGUAGCCGCUGGUGAUUCCUGUCUUACUUCUGUUACUGCGGAUUCUUUUUGCAAGGACGGUCGCAAAAUUAGUGUUGGUGAUUGUGCUCUAUUCAAGCCGCCACAUGAUUAUCCUCCUUUCAUUGGCAUAAUUCGCCGGGUUACACCAAGAAACGAAAAUAGUGUAGAGUUGGGUGUUAAUUGGCUUUAUCGACCGGCUGAAUUGAAUCUGGGCAAAGGAUUAUUUCUUGACGCUGCGCCCAACGAAAUUUUCUACUCUUUUCACAGUGAUGAGAUUCCUGCUGCAUCCUUACUCCAUCCGUGUAAAGUUGCCUUCCUUCCUAAAGUUGUUGAACUUCCAACAGGAAUAUCUUCAUUUAUUUGCCGGCGUGUUUAUGACAUUGAGAACAAGUGUUUAUGGUGGCUGACGGAUCAAGAUUAUAUUAAUGAGCGACAAGAAGAAGUAAAUCAACUGUUGCACAAGACUAGAUUGGAGAUGCAUGCAUCAUUACAGUCUGGAAGCCGUUCUCCAAAACCAACCAUCGUUCCAAUGUCGACAUCACAUUCGAAGCCUGGCUCAGAUAAUAUGCAGAGUAAUGUAACAUCAUUUUCUGCUCAAGUUAAGGGAAAGAAAAGAGAGAGGGGGGAUCAAGGUUCUGACCAGAUUAAACGAGAACGUUCUUCAAAAAUAGAUGAUAGUGAUUCUGGCCUGUACAAGACAGAAAGUGUACUGAAAUCUGAGAUUUCAAAAGUAACUGAGAGAGGAGGUCUUGUAGAUUUUGAGGGAGUUGAGAAACUCAUUCAACUUAUGCAACCAGAAAGAGUGGAAAGGAAAAUGGAUUUGACUAAUCGCUCCAUACUUGCUGGUGUUGUAGCUGCCACAGAUAAGUUUGACUGCCUUAACCGAUUUGUGCAGCUAAGGGGUUUACUUGUAUUGGAUGAGUGGCUUCAAGAUGUUCACAAAGGGAGGGUUGGGGAUGGUAAUCAAAAGGAUGGUGAUCAAUGUGUGGAAGAAUUCCUUCUAGUUUUGCUUCGUGCACUUGAUAAGCUUCCUGUGAAUCUUCAAGCACUGCAAAUGUGCAACAUUGGAAAAUCUGUUAAUCAUUUGCGCUCACAUAAAAAUAUGGACAUUCAAAAAAAAGCACGGAGUUUAGUUGACACUUGGAAGAAACGUGUCGAGGCUGAAAUGAAUAUGAUCGAUUCCAAGACUGGUUCUGGUCAAGCUGUUGCAUGGCCUUCUAAAUCUCGCCUUUCUGAGGCUCCCCAUGUUGUGAACAAAAUUCCUGGUGGGUCAAAUGAGCUCACUGGAAAGAGCUCAGUUUCCCUGCUUGCUGCAUCUAAAACUGCUCCAUUAAAGCCUUUGCAAGGGGAACCUAUUCUGAAAUCUGCAUCUUCUUCUCCAAGACCACUGAGGUCUGCGUCAUAUCCUGCACCCGGGAAAGAUAGUCAUGCCAAAGUUUCUAUUUCUGGCGCGCCUGAUUUUUCUCGGGAAGAUAAGAGCACCAGUCCUAAUCAGCCUCAUAGUCAUGGUCAAUCUCUCUCAGGAAAAGAGGAUGCAAGGAAUUACACUUUGGUGUCACUAAGUAACUCAAAGAUCUCUAAUAGCAGUUCUCGCCAGCGCAAGGCAAUCAAUGGCCUGCCUGGGACCCCGAUAUUUUCUGGUCAGAAAGAAAGUGCUAUAGUCAGAUGUACAUCACUGCAAAAGAAUUCUUUCCCUGAAAAGGUAUCUCAGUCUGCAGUGCCAGGUGAAAAAGCAGUUGAUGUGCCAGUUACAGAGGGAAGCAGUAACAAGUUGGUUGUCAAGAUACCAAAUAGGGGUCGGAGUCCUACACACACAGCGAGUGUAGGAUCUUAUGAGGAGCAUAGCAAUAUGAACAGCCGAGCUUCUUCCCCUGUGGUUUCUGAGAAAUAUGAUCAAUGUGAUCAAAAUGCAAAGGAAAACAAUGAUGCAUAUAGAUCCAUUGAUGCUUCCGAUGUGAAUGAAGAAUCCUGGCACAGUAAUGAUUUGAAAGAUAUAUUAACUGGGUCUGAUGAUGGUGAAGUGUCACCUGCUGUUCUCCCAGAUGAAGGACUCAGUAAAAUUGCUGAUGAUGGGAAACUAAUGGAAGCCUUAAAGGUUACUACCUCAUCAUCCGAAGCUGAUUUGGCUAGCAAACUGCAUGAAGCUUCUUUCAGCUCCAUGAAUGCUUUGGUUGAAAGUUGUGCCAAGCACUCUGAAGCACAUGCAUCAAUAUCCAUUGGCGAUGCUGUUGGCAUGAACCUUCUUGCUAGUGUGGCUACUGAAGAAAUGUCAAAAAGUGACAGGCAUUUGCCUUCUGCUUUGAAAUCUCCUCUUCCCAAUGAAACUUGCAUGCCUGAUGAUUCCAGAUGCAAGCCCUCACAUUUUGAAAACAUUCGGAGUGCGGGUAUUCGUAGAAAUGAUAAUCUUGAUGACUUUGGUGAGAAAAAGGUUGUUGAUGUCCGUAAUUCAUGGUCAGUGGAAAAGAUACGCCCGACUGUUAUUGCUGUUUUUGAGGCAUCUGGAGAUAAAAAACCAGAUGUUUCUCCUGAAGGUAAUGCAACUGGAGAUAAGCAUAAUGGUUAUUUGUGCAAUGAUUUAAAAGUAGCUGCAGUACCUCAUGUGGAGAAGCAUGAGAGGUCAAUUGAGAGAGAGAAUUCAUUUUCCUCUCCUGGUGGAGCAGGUCAGACAAAUAAUGGCGGGCAUAAAAAAUCUCAGGUAAGACAUGCAAUUCCUAGUGGAGGUUCCCUACUGGAUGAUGUGCAUGAUGCUAAACUGCAUGAUAAUGAGACACCAAUGUUGGAUGACAAUCUCUGUAAUGCACCCUCAUCCACAGAUGAUCACAAGAGAUUGGGUGAAGCUUUGUCUUCAGAUUUGUCACUUGAGGCUGACAUGAAAAACAAUGUCACUGCUGCUUUGGAGCUGAAUCCAUGUGUAGAAGCUGUGAGUUGUGAAGUGAUUGAAAAACAUGAAAAGGAAGUGCUACCCCCUUGCUCUAGUAGGGCGCCACUUGUGAAUAAAGUUUAUCAGGCUGAAGACGCAAAGGGUGAUGAUGUUUAUCAGUCUGAAAGGCAAAUAUCUGAUAAAGGUGGUGAUAAUCUAGUUCCGGAUGCUAAAUCUUUAGUUGAUAAUGGAUCUGCUUUUAUUACUGACAGUAAGGAUUGCAAAGAGGUCAAUGUUGAAACCAGGAAAGUUUGGUUGCGCCAUCCUGAUGGAUCAUUAUCUAAAAAAGAGAUAGCUGGAUUUUCAUGCCUGGAACUGGAGAAGCAUGUGGAUCCAAAGGAAAUCAAACCUUGUGGUGCUUUUUCUGACAAUGCAAGUGAUCCUGUGCCCACCACCAUUAUGGAGACUUGUAGUGUUGCUGCUUUGUCUCCAUCUUCUAAAAUGAAAUUUGAUUUGAAUGUUUCAGAUGAUGGGACAUAUGGUGAGGUGGGCAGUGCCGCAGUUCACGGAUGUUCAUCUGCUCUUCAUGUAAUGAAUCCACUGCCUUCUCCUGUUACUUCAAUGCCCAAUAGUGUUCCUGCCUCCAUAACUGUUGCUGCUGCUGCCAAGGGCCCUUUUGUUCCACCAGAGGAGUUAUUAUUGAGAUUUAAAGGGGUGAUUGGAUGGAAAGGUUCUGCUGCCACAAGUGCAUUUCGACCUGCUGAACCUCGUAAAGUUCUUGAUAUGCCUACGAGUUCUGUAGCUGUGUCUCAUUCUGAAGGUUCCAGUGAUAAACAUGCCCGUCCUCUUUUUGAUUUCGAUCUGAAUGUACCUGACGAAAGGGUUAUUGAGGAAAUUCAAGAUUCUGCAGCUGCAAUAGGCUCUACGUCUAACCAUGCGAGCCUAUAUGCUUUCAGAAAUGAACCCUCAGGUUCUUCUCCAUCUGUCCGUAGUUCUGGAGGACUUGAUCUUGAUUUAAAUAAAGCUGAUGACCCGAAUGAUGUGGGGCAGAGCUCUCUAAGCAGCAGUCUUCAUCGAUUUGAGGGACUCACCAAACCACUACAGAGUGGAGCUUCUAUGGAGGAGGGUAGGAGGGACUUUGAUUUGAACAAUGGGCCUGGUACUGAUGAUGCUAAUGGGGAACAAUCUUUAUUCUUAGAAAACGUUCGGGGAAGAAUCAAUUCCCAGCAAGCUGCUGCUUCUAGCCUUAGAAUGAACAAUCAAGAAAUAGGGAACUUUUCUUCUUGGGUUCCUCAAGGAAGCCCUUAUUCACUUUUGCCUGACCGUGGAGAGCAACCAUUUCAAAUGCUUCCCCUUGGUGCGCAACGUAUCUUAGGUCAUGCUGCUGCCGGUACUCCUUUUGCUCCUGAUGUUUAUCGUGGUUCAGUCUUGUCAUCCUCUCCUGCACUCCAUUUUCAGUCUGCUUCCUUCCCAUAUUCUAUGUUUCCCUUUGGCACCACAUUUCCUUCACAGUCACCCGCUUAUUCUGUUGGGCCUAACCCAUUUAUUGAAUCCACGUCUGGCGGAAGGCCUUUUGCACCCCUUGUCAAUUCACAGUUGAUGGGGCAUGUUCAGUCACAAUUUCCUAGGCCUUACAUGGUUGGCCUUCCAGAUGGUGUUCAUAGCGGGAGCGCUGACAAUAACAGGAAAUGGGCCAGGCAGGGUUUGGACCUUAAUGCCGGACCUGGAGCUGUAGACACCGAAGGGGCAGAAGAUUCUAUCCCAUCCAGACAACUUUCCAUUCUUGGCUCACAAGCAGCACUAACCGAAGAAAAUUCAAGGUUAUACCCAAUUCCUGGAGGUUAUCUGAAGAGGAAGGAGCCUGAUGGAGGGUGGGAUAACGAUAGCUUCAGGUACAAGCCGGCUUCAUGGCAAUAGAGUGCAUUAAGAAAGAAAGUGCUGCGGGGUGGGGCGUUGACAAUCUCCUGAAAGGUGCUGCGUCUUGCAGUUUUUCUCGACAGUAGGUGGGAAGCUAUUGAGCACAUUGUGCAAUCCCCAACUGUAUUCUGAUGGCACUCGGAGUAUGGAGUUGGGAUUUGCAAGCACACUUCCCUUUGUUGGAUGGGUGCAGAACUGCUGAUCAGUUUUCCCUCUGUAUAUACGUAAGGGCAUGUCUGGACCCCGUAAAAUGCUAGAGAAGGGAAAACAAUGGUAAGGGAAGUCAUUUUCUUAAGUUCAGUUUUAACUUUGGAAAGGAAAAUGAAAUAUAGUGUACUCAUAUUUCCCACAUCUUCUCUAUGAUAUUUUCCUAUUUUCUUUCACUAGUAUUUUCCGGGUUAUAAACCUGAUUCCUAACUGUCGGUAAGCUUGGAAUUUCUGUAAUGGUUCGGUUCCCAUACGCCCGUGGAAUUCUACUCUAUUAUCACAGGUCACAACAUAAUUAUUACUGUAAGUGAAGAAAUUCGUUUGUCCACUAGUGCGUAGGCAGGAUUUAAGCGAGAUUCUAAAAUUAAAUGUAAAUUGCUCAAGUUAUUUAAAAACUCCGAUGCAAUUAUAUUACUUUGUUGGCAUUGCAUUGUGACAAUUACUGAUUGUCACAUAUUUUUAUUAUUCCUCCCUCGGUUUUCAUGUUGAUAUUCUUGUUUUAGGUUAUAGGGUUUUACCAAGAAUAAAGUUAGCAUUCACUAUAUAAUAUUUAAAUUAGUAUUAGUAAUUAAAGUUGCCUAUUUUAUAAUUGUAUUUAGCGAUUUACUCACAUUUAGCGAUUUUACAGUAGUAAAAUCCAAUUUCAGCUGACAAAAGUCUGAUUAAUAAAACCAGGAAUGCCAAAUGUCCAAAUGAUGCGCUUGAUAUUUGAUGAGUAUAGCGCUUGAUAUUUGAUGAGAAUACUAAUAUCAUACCUGUGCUGCUGUGCAAUAGUUGAAUUAGCAAAUUAACUUUAUUAUUACAGAAUACAAAGUAUAUGUUUGGAACUUUGGUGCUCUUAAAUUUAUUAUCACAAUAGCGUAAUCAGCACAAUGAUUUCAUUAGUUACGCAUGUUGAAUCGGAUAACAAUCUUAGCCUC